This is a messenger RNA of Melanotaenia boesemani (Boeseman's rainbowfish), 1991 nucleotides long. It is a transcript of the gene tgoln2, whose product is annotated as trans-golgi network protein 2. The coding region runs from base 139 to 888 and encodes 249 amino acids. The record is from RefSeq and is a predicted model, not a curated record. NCBI's taxonomy places the organism in Eukaryota, Metazoa, Chordata, Actinopteri, Atheriniformes, Melanotaeniidae. The transcript is spliced from 4 exons.
CACGGAAGCAGAGCAGGAGUUGUGAAACCCUCCGAUCUGUCGACUUCUGUUUGUCAAUGCGGAUUACGCCUCGAGUUGAAAGGAGCGAUUAAUUUAGACAGAUUUAGGCUUCGUCGGUGUGCGUAUCCAGAGGACACAAUGAAAGUAGCUUUUCUGGCACUUUCCAUAUUUCUGUGCUGCUGCCUGGUCACAGUGCAAAUGCGACCCAAUCAGAAAUCAACAGACCCACCAACAAAGACCCAAAAUGUGACAGAAUCACCUAAAGAUCCUACAGAUAAUCAGCCUGGAAAGUCUACACAGUCUGAAGUAAAAACCACUAAGAAACCAGCAGACCCACCAACAAAGGCCCAAAAUGUGACAGAAUCACCUAAAGAUCCCACAGAUAGUCAGCCUGGAAAGUCUACACAGUCUGAAGUAAAAACCACUAAGAAACCAGCAGACCCACCAACAAAGGCCCAAAAUGUGACAGAAUCACCUAAAGAUCCCACAGAUAGUCAGCCUGGAAAUUCUACACAGUCUGAAGUAAACACCACUAAGAAACCAGCAGACCCACCAACAAAGGCCCAAAAUGUGACAGAAUCACCUAAAGAUCCUACAGAUAAUCAGCCUGGAAAGUCUGCACAGUCUGAAGUAGAUGCCAGUAAGGAACCUGGUGGCAAUGCCAGUGAAGAUAUGACUGAAAACCAAGAACAUUCAAAUGAAAUCGUGGAGGAGGAAAGCGGUCAUUUCUUUGCUUACCUUGUUUCCACUGCUGUGUUGGUGGCAGUGCUUUACAUCGCUCACCACAACAAGCGCAAGAUAAUAGCCUUUGUUUUGGAAGGAAAGAAAACCAGAUCCACACGCCGGCCUAAAUCCUCAGACUACCAGAAGCUGGAACAGCAUCUGUGAUCUCAUUCAGCAGCAAGCUCUAAAGUCAUUGGCUGGAGAAGCUGAACAUGCUGUUGCUUGAGAAGGGCAGUGGAUACUCGUGUUGGAUGUCUUUGGUGUACAUUACAUUAAGUUCACCCUGUGUUAAAUGGACAUUUUGGUCUUUCGUACCUUUAGAUGUUUAUUGCAUGACUAUGCAGAUGACACUGUUGCCUUAUUGAGACAGUUAGAGAAAUGAAGGAAAAGUAAGCAUGCAGUUUUUGCACUUCGUGUUUCCACUUAUAAGGCAAUCUGGCCAGCCUAAGCUCCUGACUCAGGAUAUUUCUGUAGCUAAGAAGCUGUUUUGAUUGCUGUCUUGUGAAGAGCAGUAGAAAUUGCAAUGUGUACUUAAAUAAGCCAUGUUAGUGUAAUUUAUUUCUGUAAAUGCAUAUUGAUUUAUCAACAACUGUGUUCUGAAAAAGUCAGUGUGUUGUCAUUAGCGUUGUUAUUUUUCUGUAUAGUUGCCCAAAAUGUCUGGACAGUUAGUCCCAUUUUUGCUUCAAUUAUUUUAAUUUGAACCACUUCAUGUGUUGGAACUCCAAUCUUAAAUGUUAAAUAUUUCUGUGAGAGGUCGUUGCUUUGACUGCUAGGAGUGCACUAUUAGUAUGAAAUAGCUUUUUAUGGAAAUGACCACUAAUAGACAAGAUUUAACAUAUGAAAUGUUUCUCAUGAAUAGAUGUGCGUUUAUGUUCAGAGAUGACUGAACUGUGCCAAAUUGUGAAUUAUUACUGUGUCUCAGUUUGUGGCUAUUGUGUCGUGCCUGUUUCUGUUAAAUUUAUUCUUGAAGAUGGUGGACAAAGAGCUGGAUCUGUAAAAAUAAACUGAACCUUCCUGCUUCUUGGCAAGACUAAGUCUAUAUUAUGUAAAACUGUGUGUGUGUAUAUAUAUAUAUAUAUAUAUAUAUAUAUAUAUAUAUACACGCACUUUUUACAUAUAUAUAAAAAUUCUACAAAUGCAAUGGGCAUAUUUGAUGAUUGAGUUUUAAACAUUUUUGUUGUAUUUGCUUUAAUUUUUUGGGAGUGACUAAACAUUGCACAUGCUGAAUGGUUGAGGCUUAUCCUUAAAUAAAAGAGCUUUCUACUUUU